AGAGUAUUUAUUACAGAGACGCGGAGAGAGAGUUGGAGAGCUGAGCUUGAAAUUGACUAGGUGAAAUUGGGAGCCUUAAACUUUCCAAAAACCAAGGAACUUUUUUUUUCUUCUUGUGAGAGGCAGAGAGAAAGAGGGGACAGAGAGGGGGCUAAUAAGACUAACUCCAAACUUUAUUUCCCACCCCCUUUUGACUAUCCUCAGAGCUGGGUCCAUGCAAGUCUCUGAGAGCAGAUCGCUGCAGCUGCAACUUUGCAGUCGGCUGUGAACAAACUUUUUUUUUUCCCUCCUGCAAGCUGCUGUUCACCAGCCAAAACUUUCUUGUUUCUUUUGCAAACUUUUUGCUGCCUUCCUUCCCACCCCACUCCCGCCUCCAUCUCUUCCUUGCUUCCUCCACCACAAACCCAGCUGGUUUUAAAGAGGCGUUGCCACUUUAUAAUUAUUAUUUUUAAUCCCUCCCCCCCUCCUCUCCCCCACCCCUUGAUUUUCAUCCCACUGUUUUCCCCCUCUGCCGCUUUCUCGCAUGAAUCUCCUAGACCCCUUCAUGAAAAUGACAGAAGAGCAGGACAAAUGCAUCUCUGGCGCCCCUAGCCCCACCAUGUCGGACGACUCCGCGGGGUCCCCCUGCCCUUCUGGUUCCGGCUCGGACACUGAGAACACCAGACCCCAAGAAAACACUUUCCCCAAGGGCGAUCCGGAUCUGAAGAAAGAGAGCGACGAGGACAAAUUCCCGGUGUGCAUCCGAGAGGCGGUCAGCCAAGUCCUGAAGGGCUACGACUGGACCCUGGUGCCCAUGCCGGUCCGUGUGAACGGAUCCAGCAAAAACAAGCCCCACGUGAAGAGACCCAUGAACGCCUUCAUGGUGUGGGCACAGGCGGCCCGGAGGAAGCUGGCGGACCAGUAUCCGCAUCUGCACAACGCAGAGCUCAGCAAAACGCUGGGCAAACUCUGGAGGUUGCUGAAUGAAAGCGAGAAGCGCCCUUUCGUGGAGGAGGCCGAGAGGCUGCGGGUCCAGCACAAGAAGGACCAUCCUGACUACAAGUACCAGCCCCGGAGGAGAAAGUCAGUGAAGAACGGGCAGGCGGAGCAGGAGGAGGGCUCCGAGCAAACACACAUCUCCCCCAAUGCCAUUUUCAAGGCCCUGCAGGCGGAUUCUCCUCAGUCUUCCUCCAGCAUGAGUGAGGUUCACUCUCCUGGAGAGCACUCUGGGCAGUCCCAGGGGCCCCCAACUCCUCCUACUACACCCAAAACAGAUGUCCAGCCUGGGAAGCAAGACCUGAAGCGAGAAGGGCGCCCUUUGCAGGAAGGAGGAAGACAACCGCCCCACAUUGACUUCCGGGAUGUGGACAUUGGGGAACUCAGCAGCGACGUCAUCUCCAACAUAGAGACCUUUGACGUAAAUGAGUUUGACCAGUACCUCCCACCCAACGGUCACCCGGGAGUCCCGGCCACCCACGGCCAACCCGGUCAAGUCACCUACAGCGGCAGCUAUGGGAUCAGUAGCACGCCUGCCACUCAAGCUGGGGCCGGGCACGUUUGGAUGUCCAAGCCACAGCCACAGCCACAGCCGCCGCCGCCCCAGGCCCAGCCGCCGCACGCGAUGACCACCCUGAGCAGCGAACAGGGCCAGUCCCAGCAGAGGACACACAUCAAGACAGAGCAGCUCAGUCCCAGCCAUUACAGCGAGCAACAGCAGCACUCCCCACAGCAGCUCAAUUAUAGCUCCUUCAACCUUCAGCACUACAGUUCCUCCUACCCGACCAUCACCCGCUCGCAGUAUGACUACACAGACCACCAGAGUUCCAACUCCUACUACAGCCAUGCGGCCAGCCAGAGCACCAGCCUCUACUCCACCUUCACGUACAUGAACCCCACCCAAAGGCCCAUGUACACGCCCAUUGCAGACACUACCGGAGUCCCUUCCAUUCCCCAGACCCACAGCCCGCAGCACUGGGAGCAGCCUGUCUACACACAGCUUACGAGGCCCUAAGGGCGACAAUAGCAACAACAGCAAGGAGAGAGAAAAAAGAACGGUCUCCAACUUUUUUUUUUUUUUUUAAUAAAGACACUAACGCUAAAGAUGAUGAAAAAAGAGAACACAUCGGGCCUUCUGCACUACCGCACCCUUCAGGAAGUGGCCAGACCACUCUGCUGAGAACCAGCAAAACUCGGUACAGACAUUCCAAGGACUGGACUUUAACCUUGAUUCCGGGGCGAGAGAUGAGCUUUCUCACCAGCCAACUCGUCUGCCUGUGUUUGGACUUUUGUAAUUAUUUUUAGCAGUAAUUGAAAGAAGAAAAGAAAAAGGAAAAAAAAUACCCAGAGUCCUCUGUGAGGAAUAUUCUCUAUUUUAAAUAUUUUUAGUAUGUACUGUGUAUGAUUUGUUACCAAUUUGAGGGGAUUUAUAUAUAUUUUUUAGAGAUUUUUUUUUAAAUGCUCUUAUUUUUUCCAACAGCUAAAACGACACUUAGUGGAGCAGUCCUAGCUUUUCUUGCAGUCAGAGGUAUUUUUGUAUAGAUAAAAGUCUUUUCUUUAAAGAAAAACAAAAUAAAACAGUGUGCAUUAAUUAGGAACAAAAACUGUUAAACAGGGAUUGGCAUCAGGCUAAGCUUUGGUCAGCUGUGCAACCUAGGAGACGCAAGGGGUUAAAAACAAAAGAGGCUUUAUUUUUCUAACUUGGAAGUAGCGAGAGAGCCAGGAGGAGAAUUUGUUAGUUUUAUUUUUUAAAGACCUUGAGCCUUAAAGCAGCGCUGUUGAAAAGCCUUAAAAGCAGUCCUGUAAUAUUUUUUCCCCCCUCGAGAUUCUUAUACGACUGCCCUCCAGUGCAAGGAGAAAGACAGAGCCCAGAAGGGAGGCAGAUCCGAUUUCUGGGAAAACUUACGUCUGACUCUUUUACCAACAAUCAGCAGCAGAUUAUGAUGCCACAACCAGCAUCACCCUCCUCAGCUUCCUGCUUUGGACACCAUGUGCAUGACAGAUGCUGGAAGCCUCCCAUCACCUCCCCAGCCCUUUAAAGAGCCUUGAGUGCAAACAUUUAGGGCCUGAUCCAAAGCCCGUUGAAGACCCCUAUUGGCUUCAGUGGGCUUUGGAUUAAACCCGCAGGGCACAUUGGAAACAUCAGAUACAUUUUAAAUUAUUUAUUUUGUGAGAAAAGCCAGUUUAAUCAAGAUUUUCUUUUUAAAAUCUCCCUUCCAUUUUUUAAACUCCUUUAAAAGCGAUUAGAUUUGUUGGAGUCUUAUUUGGAUGGUAUGAUGCCUGUUAAAUUAUGGUCUAAACUGUAACCAGUUCUUUAUUUAUCUCUAAUUCCUUUUUAUUAUUAUUAUUAUUAUUCUUUGGAAUCUGUGUCCUAGGUUUGUACAAACGUGUCCUCUUCCUUUUUUUCUUUUGUUUUAAGGAUAAACUGGAAUUUUGUUUUGUACAAACUAGAGAUUGCAAAUGUAGUGUAUCACUGAAUCAUUUGCCUUGUUUUCUGCCUCAGCUCUUUUGGACACACAAAGGUGUGUGUAUGUGAGACACAAGACACCAUUGACAAAAUGUGUGUGUGUCAUCUUGCUAACCUUCCACCCCUUGAUGUUGUUUUGAGGUGGGGAAGCUGUGGCUAAACAGUUAAGAAUUGCUUUUUAAAAAAGACAGCAAACUUUUUUUUAUUUAAAAAAAUGAUAUAUUUGUUAA
This is a messenger RNA of Caretta caretta (loggerhead turtle), 3672 nucleotides long. It is a transcript of the gene SOX9, whose product is annotated as SRY-box transcription factor 9. Gene Ontology annotation, biological process: positive regulation of chondrocyte differentiation; morphogenesis of an epithelium; oligodendrocyte differentiation. Gene Ontology annotation, cellular component: nucleus. Gene Ontology annotation, molecular function: DNA-binding transcription factor activity, RNA polymerase II-specific; RNA polymerase II cis-regulatory region sequence-specific DNA binding. The record is from RefSeq and is a predicted model, not a curated record. Lineage: Eukaryota; Metazoa; Chordata; Testudines; Cheloniidae.